CUUACACCUCGGUUUAGACUUCAACACAGUACUUUGGGAAUUCCCGUUGUACACAAUAACCAAAUAUUAGUUUGCAGUGCGUUUCAUAUUCGGCAUAUAAAUACAGGUGUUCAGUCAACUAGUGUGGUCUUGCUGUACAUAAUGUCACCAUAACCGUUUUGCUGACCGUGUAACCGUUUAGUGCCUUCACGACAGUCCCUUUACAACUGGACACAUUAAAGGCUAUUAUGGCUGCAUUUAACCAGCCACAGAAAACAUCUGUAUUCGUUCGCGCUCCCCCAAUCGGAUCUGAUGCGCAGCAGUCCGCAUUCCGUGACACAUUAUGGAUCUAUUUCCAGAAGAAACGAGUGAGCAACGACAGCGACGUACAGGAUGUGUGUGUCCUGUCCUCUGACGAUGAGGCACUAUGGCUGAAGGUUACUUUCAACGGGCCGUCUGGCGUUAAUGCCGUUUUAGCUAAAGAACACCACGAGCUGAUUUGGGGGAAAGAAACUCUUCCUCUUCAAGUUCAGUCGUUCUUCCCAGGUUCAGGGUUCGCAGCACCACCCGUAGAAUCUGAUUUAGAUAUUGAGAUUCUAAAUUGGGACGAUGAAUUUGGCGCAAGUACAGGCGGGGCUUGGCGUGCUGAAAGUAUAUCUGAUCGCUCCCUAUCAUCUCGGCACGAGGGCAACCCCUUUGGCAGGUCAGCCGGCUGGAGGUCGCAUCAGGCCAGCUGCUAUGAGAAAUCGACACAUACACCUCAUCACGCUCGAGACCCCUUUGAGCCAUGUUUAGCGAAUUCUCCAGCACCUUCACCCAUGGCGCCUGUUACUGCGUCUCCAUCUACGGCACCUUUGAAGGCUCCUGGCCAUCUUGAUGGAAACUCCGCAAGGGACAAGAGUGCACCUUCUGCUCUUCAGAUGGGUCUACGUGAAAGGGUUCCAGGCACCGCUGUUCGUACAACUCUUACCCGUGAACACAAACCCGUUCCCGCAGAAGAGGAGGGGAAACGGGAUAACCAAGGCCAGGAAGAGGAGUGCGUUCAUAUAGUUGAAGUGACCAGUUUCAAAUCCACAACAUCGGAGGAAAUGCUGCGGCUGUAUUUUGAGAGUCCGCGUAAAUCUAAAGGCGGUGAAAUAGAAACGUGGGAGAUGGACGCCGAAACCGGGACCAUCCGAAUUAAAUACAGCAACCCAUCAGUUGCAAGAGCGGUGGCGGGGAAAACUCACAAGCUCGGAGGCGUAAAACUGUCGGUGAGCCUGUUUGUCAAGAGAAAAACCCGCCCUCGUCCAGUCAAGAAGCAAUGCUUGGUUCUCAGAGGGAUCCCGGAUGGGUGCCCUAUGGAGCAUGUGGAGCUUUACCUGGAGAACUGCUCUGGUAUGGAUGAGCCAAUUGUCAAGUACGGGGAGAAACCUGGAACAGCAUUGUGUACAUUUGCACAAGACAUCCCAGACUUGCAGAAAGUCAUACGGAAGGUUUGCUCAAAGAAGCUACAGAAAGCCCGGGUGACAGCUGAAGUGGUGCACGAGUCUGACUGUAUCCUGGUGCAAGGAUUGACAGACAAAAUGUCUUUGGAGUUUAUCGAGCUGUAUUUUGACAACAAAAAGAAGAGUGGUGGCGGUGGUGUGAGAGAAGUAUUGAUAGGAAGUGCAGAAGACCAGGCAAUUGUGUACUUUGAGGACUGGAAAGUUGUUGCUGAUGUAUUGUCCAAGAAAGGACCUCACAAGGUGGGCAGCGCUGAAGUGUCGGUUGAAGAAUACCAUGACUGCUUGGGACGACUGAGUGAAUUAGAUGUUCCAACGCCACACACCCCUAAGCCAAUAUCUGUGCAGGUACCUCAGGACAUCAUGGAAUUCAUCUUUGGAGCGAAGGGCAAACACACAAAAAAGAAGUUGGUGGUAGAGUUGAAGCAGGUAAGAGCCCUCCUACACUGGCCCGAUGGUGACAAGAAAACGGCCGCCAGACUCGAACCCAUACCGGAGGACGGACAGCGUCAGUAUUCUUGGCUUAACUGGUCUCAACGGUGCGACGAGGUUUUGACAGGCUUUCUGAAUAGAUGCAAAUCAACUGCAGUUGAUGUCCCGAGUUCGUUGUGGAAGGAAGCAAGUACCAAACUGGCAAAGGUCAAGGCCACUCAUAUCUGCUCAGACCUGGAUGACCAGACUCACUCCGUACAACUGGUGGGGGAGCAACAAGAUGUAAACGCAGCGGCAGCUGACAUCAUGGUUCUCAUCAAGGAGUUGCAAGCAAAGGCUGAUAGUGAUGCCCAGCCAACAAAGGAGGAGAUCGUCAUGCCACCAAAUGAGCUUAAGAUUUUCACACAAUGCGGUAUUCACCGUAAGAUGGAACAGAUGUUCCCAGACCUGAAAAUCACCAUCGCAUCUUUUCAAGGGCAAAUGGGGCUGAUCCUGGAAGGAACGAGGAAGAAUGUCGUGGAAGCAGAGUUAUGGAUGAGGAGACAAAUGGAUGGACUGAACAGAAUGGAGUUUCAGACGGGAAGAGGCAAAACGGCGAUCAUUCGCGAUGUUUCCGACAAAAUACACGAGAUAUUUAGGUCAAAGGAUAUCAACGUUGCUUGCACCAUUUCUGCAGAUGGCAAAAUCAUGAUAUAUGGGUCCAGCGAAAAGGAUACAUCUCAGGCAAAAAUGUAUAUUGAUCAGGAAAUAGAAGAGGAUGUGAUCCGUAUCAACGGGCCUGCUGUGAUAGCUGUUCUGAAAAGCCAAGAUGGAAGCCAGUUAGUCGCAGGCAUCAACAAAAAUGUAUUUGUCAAGGCUGACAUCAAUUAUCAUUCGGGAAAUAUAGAGCUCGCUGGAUUCCGACACGAGUUGAAAGGAACCAAAAAGCACAUUCUGGCAUUCUUGAAGGAUACUGUCAAAGUAAAGGGUACCAUCCGCACUAACAGAAGCAAGGUUCGUAUGAUCAACACAUAUAACGGCCAGGAACUGACUGAUUUUAUGGCCAAACACCAGAGAGACCAAGUCAUCAUCCAGCCACAAAUGAGUGGACACAACGUGGGGUUUCUUGUCGAGGGAAACGAAGAAGGCAUGGAUGCUGCCAGUCAGUUCAUCAGCCAGCUUGUGGCUGGAAUCAAGGAGAAACCAUAUCCUGUCUCAAAGAUCGCGAUGGUUCAGCUCUUCCGUGAAACCGAAGGAAAGAAGUUUCUCGAAUCCAUCGAGAGGGAGCUCGAGUGUGUGAUCGACGUGAUUGGAGAAAAUGAAAACGACGACGAGCAAUCAGAAGGUGCACGUGGAAUCUGGGGGCCUGAUGAUGAACCUGUUGCAGUACCAACAAAAUUUACCUAUUUUGGGCCAAACAUCGUGACAACAAAUGAAGGCAUCUAUGUUACCCUGAAGAAAGGGAGCAUCACUGACGAAAAGGCUGAUGUGAUUGUGAACACAGCGGGCAGUGACUUGAAUCUUGAUUUCGGUCUUGUGUCUCGGGCAAUACUGCAAGCUGCGGGGGAUGCUCUCCAACAAGAAUGUGACAAGGCAAUUGCAGUCCGUGGCAAGGUACCCUCGGGUUCCUUCGUAGAAACUGGGGCAGGCAAAAUGACCAACUGCAAGAAAAUCUUUCAUUGUGUCAUCGCCCGAUAUCACUCGAAUGCAUCUGAAAAGUCUUUGGGUACCCUUGUUGAUAGUUUACUGCAGCAAGCCGACAUCAUAAAAGCGUGUUCCCUGGCAAUACCAGCCCUGGGCACGGGCAGCCUGGAUUACCCAGCUGACGUCACUGCUCGGGUCAUGUACGAAGCUGUGGCAGCAUUCAGCAGCAAGCACCCCACCGGUGUUCUGAAAGACAUUCGAUUCGUGGUGUACGACAAGGAUGUGAAAACUAUUAAGGGCUUCGAGGCUGAAAUCGAACGCCUGACAAAUGUGGCUUCUGGAGGAGCUGCACCAGCCUUCACUCGAAGGAAAUUGAGAAAAUCAAUCUUGACAUCAGCUGCCGCACACCGACACUCUUACUCGCAGACGCAAAAAGACAUGGAUGGGACGUUGCAUUCGAAAAUCGGUGAAAAUCCAGUGCGUCUGCAAAUCUGCCAGGGGGAUCUCGUGAAAGAAAAAGGCAGUGCCAUCGUGAACAUUGUGGGAGAGAAGUUGGAUCUGCAAGGUUCUUUGUCUGGCGCACUUCUGGCUAAAGGUGGAAAGACAAUUCGGAAACAAUGCGAUGUUCUCCGUAAAAAAAAUCCAACGAAGUUGGUGUAUGUCACAAAGGCCGGGAAAUUGCAAUGCGACUUCAUUUUCCAUGUAAUCACUCCCAAGACCACCGAGGAGAUUAAGAUUAUAGUGACCAAGACUCUCCUGGAAGCAGAAGGAAAACAAGUCCAAUCCAUCUCCUUCCCCGCGCUCGGAACAGGCCAACAAGGAAGAAUAGCAGUUUGUCCUUCGGCCAGCGCCAUGUUGGCCGCCAUUGGAGAGUUCGUAUGUCGAGAGAAGCCUCGUCACACGCUCCUCGUUCGCCUUGUCAUCUUCAAACCAGAAAUGCUGCCUGACUUCGAGACUGCUUUGAGACAAGCAGAGGGUCGCUCGUAUAAGAAGCAAGCUAGUUUGCUCUCCAGAAGCUCAGGUCGGGCGAAAUCUUUCCUGCCUGGGGCCGCUGCUGAGACCCAACAAGAAACAAUCCCUCUUCACAUCUUUGCCAUGAAUGACGCCACCAUACAGAGAGCAACAGACAAGAUCGAUAGAUAUCAAGACGAGGAGUUCACAUCGGAGGAUAUGCCCGAUUCCCUUGGAAUAAUUGCGAAAAUGAACGAAGAGCACCAUGAUGAACUCCGAAACAUUGAACGGGAGUACAAUGUGCACAUAGAAUAUUUUAAAGGUCAUGCCAAGUUCCUCCGUGUACAGGGCCGUACAAUCAAUGUGAAAGAUGCGAUAUUCAGCAUUCAGGAGUGGUUCACGAGAAUGCAGGUCCAGGAGACGGACAAACAACGAAGUGAACAUCUGACAAAAGAAGUGCUGUGGCAGUACAACACCCCGACUGGUGUGGAAGACUAUGAAGCCGACAUCAAUGCCAUCAUAGAGGACGCCUACCAAAGGAAACAGCCGUCGGUUGUCCUCGAUCUGGAAGACGGGUGGUUUACCAUUGACUUUCGUAAAAUGGAGGAACAGUCAACGGCCGGUGCUUUCAGCGUAAAUCGUGUUGACCUUCAGCAAGAUGCUACAUUACCGACCAGCUGGAUACCCAUGAGAAAGGGCGAGCACUUCCAGCUAGUGAAACUAGCUGUGGGAUCCAAGGAAUACACGGAUGUCGAAAAACGAUUCCGAUCCUCCAUGGGUCCCAAGGCCCCAGUCAACCAAAUCGACGAGAUACUGCGAAUCCAGAAUAAAGAUCUGAUGAUGAUAUAUCAGGCGCGCAAGGCAGCGAUGGAGGCUCGUCUUGAUCGUACCGACAUUGAAAAGACGUUGUACCAUGGGACCGACGAGCAAACGUGUGACAAGAUCAACAGGUUUGGAUUCGACCGCGGCUUCAGCGGUAAAAAUGCAACCGUGCACGGCAACGGGACCUAUUUCGCGGCCGAAGCUAGCUUCUCGGCCAGAUCUUUCUACGCUGAACCGAACGCAAGCAACACAAAGCACAUCUACGCCACCAAAGUCCUAGUGGGAGAUUUUACCACUGGUGCCAAGGGUAUGGUGAUGCCUCCGAAUAAACCAAACAACUCAGAUCAGCUAUACGACAGUGUGGUGGACAACGUGGGCAAGCCCAGCAUAUACGUCAUCUUUAACGAUGCCCAGGCUUAUCCGGAACACCUCAUCAAAUACAAGUAGAAGGAACUUAAGACAGCCGACAGAAAUUCUUUUGCAUUUUCGAUAGAAUUAGGAGAGAAAAUGUCAGACGAUUGGUGUCAGACGAUUGAUUUACGUGUGUAGACCUGUAAAUUGACUCCCGUAGACUUCCGAAAAUUAUUACAAAUACUCACAAUUCUCCAAGGUGUUUAAGACACCCAUCAAAUUAAAGCUUCUUUCAUAAUCUUUCAAUUUUUUCAAUCAUCCCAUGACUUAUGGGAUAAAAUUCCAUCCAAAGAUGAUCACCCCGAAAACUAGUCCUCUGGUCCAUCGCCAUUUUGAGAUAAAGAUGCCUGUGAUCCAUUGCACAAUAAGACAAUUUUAUUUAGGGCCCUUGAAUUUCAUGUGAAUUUCACAGAAAUACAAGCUCACACUACUGUGCAUGGCUAAUUCCAACCAUCUUUUUUUCUUCCAACGUUCAAGUUCAUGGCCCACAAAAUGCUAAUAUCAAACAAUUUGAGGGCAUACAAGUUGUGAUUUGGCCCGCGUAGGCAAUUCUGGGCCCGUAAAUUAACAUGUCUACACCCUUACCAGAUCCUCUAAUACUCAGUUGGCACAGGUCUCCCUCACGAGUUAUGAAUUUUACGGGUGAAAGCAUCACUUAAAAGUGUUGUCAGACUUCUAACCGUUAUUCACUUAUUGGCAAGGUAUGUUCAAAACUAAGACCAACUUCUUACCGUACAACGUCAGGUUUGGUAAGGUUAUCAAUGAAGUAAUCUGUCAGAUAUAAUGUUCGUGUCCUAAUCUUGAAAUAUUGAUAUUUCGGUCUAUAUUCCCACGGAAUAAUUAUUCAGAUACAAAUAAAUGUAAUUAAACACAAAAUGUAGCAAGAUGACGCCAUACAAACCACUGUUCCAAACAUAUGUCUCUAAGAAUGGGAAAGCAGUCUUAUGAUUACACGUACUACUCUUAAAUGCAUUUACAUUGGAACUUCGGGUUACGUUACCUUUGGGUUACGUUACCUUGGUAAAAAUUACCAAAAAUGUAUAUCAAGUUAUGAUUUGUCUGCUCACAAAUAUUUGAAGGCUGUGCGUCAUUUGAUUGAGGAGAGAUGUUGUAAAAUAUUCAAUUUAAGGCCACUGUAUUCCAGAUGACGACAUCAUUACGUCACUGUGAAUUGGCAUGAAUAAUUGUCUGAGCUACUGGCCCUUAAAAAGUUCAUGAGGGUCUCGUGAGUGCAAGUCUGAAUUAUGUGAUGGCUUGAUUUUGACCAUCCGGUGACCACAAAAGGAAAGGUCUAAUAAAAAAAAUCUUAAUUUUAAUUGAUAAUCAUUGUCUGUGUAUAUAUGUGACGAUAUUUUCACGCUUGAUAUGUUAGUAUUGAAGUGACACUAAUACGUUAAUGGAAUUUGCUUAACUAUUAUCAUUAGUGACUGCUUAAAUGGCCUUGAAUGGAAAAGAAACUGAUUUCCAGUGUCCUAGUCAUUUUGUGUUUAGAAUGUGUAUACUUAGUAUAUAGAGAUUUAAUUUGCCGACAUCCUAAGAUAGUCGAGUAUAAUUACAUGUAAACAUUAUUCGUAUUUAAACAAUAAAUUCGUCAAUCUAACCCUAUUUUUAAAAAAUAAUUCAUGGGUUAAGGGUAGGCCUUCAGUUAGUUAAUAUUAUAUUUCAAUUGUUUUUGGUGGGAUCGAAUUGUAUGUUUUGUGCUUCAAGUUGACUUUCCUUUGACAUGAAAUUAUUUGCCAAUUUGGUUUAGGCCAAAUUUGUUAACCACAAUAGAGGACCUAUUGUUACUAAUUUAAAAAUAUAUUGGAUUGGUUUCGUUUAUACUUCUAUUGUGAAAGAAUAAAGUGUGCGAAAAAUAUGACAGGUACUUUAAAUUUAUUUUUAAGUAUUCUUCAACAUAUUCGUUGAAAGUAUCUUUGCUUUGUUUGACAAUGAAUCGGUUUUUGUAUAAUUUUUGAUUAAUUAUGAUAUACAGUACAGUAUGCUUAUAUUAAUUAUGAAUACAUGUCAUAUAAACAGAGCUAUCAGUUGUAGUCAGCCGUGUGUCUUCUCAUGCUUUUCCCAGCUGGGGAAACUGUCCUAAUAUAAUUUAAAAGACUUGUAUUGUAGAGUAGAGGGUUUUUAUGGUCGAAAUUCGGCGUCACGUUAUUAAAUAUAAAUAAACAUCAUUUGCUUUAGUUGUAAUUUUUUUUUUAGAAAUGGAUGGACUUGGUGGUUAAUAAAAUGUUGUGUUCAUAUUUGCUGAAAAUGAAAAACAAGAAAAACGCUGUAGCCUGUUCUUGUCUGGCUCCCGGACCCUACUUUCGACGAAUCACUAAUUUGUAGACGUCGGGGAAUUGUCGGGUCAAGGAACUAGACUAGCUGGCUUGCACCCAUUUACGUAACCGAUUG
Molecule: messenger RNA, 8093 nt
Organism: Patiria miniata (bat star)
Lineage: Eukaryota; Metazoa; Echinodermata; Asteroidea; Valvatida; Asterinidae
Product: protein mono-ADP-ribosyltransferase PARP14-like
Exons: 24
Coding region: 228-5738 (1836 amino acids)
Biological process (GO): negative regulation of gene expression
Cellular component (GO): nucleus; cytoplasm
Molecular function (GO): NAD+ poly-ADP-ribosyltransferase activity; transcription corepressor activity
Source: RefSeq, a predicted model, not a curated record